Sphaeramia orbicularis (orbiculate cardinalfish) is the source of this 1879-nucleotide messenger RNA. It is a transcript of the gene glt8d2, whose product is annotated as glycosyltransferase 8 domain containing 2. Gene Ontology annotation, molecular function: glycosyltransferase activity. The transcript has 11 exons. The coding region runs from base 240 to 1325 and encodes 361 amino acids. The record is from RefSeq and is a predicted model, not a curated record. Lineage: Eukaryota; Metazoa; Chordata; Actinopteri; Kurtiformes; Apogonidae. Gene Ontology annotation, cellular component: Golgi apparatus.
CCUCACCAGUCAGCCUUCUUCAGACUGUCCACUUUGGCUCCUUGUCGCAAGGUGAACAUGAUGAGUCACAUCUGGAGACGAGAAGAAACCAGAGAGAAGGUGGGAGAGAAAAGUGGGAUUGUUGGUGAGGGUGAGUCUCAGUCCUCAGAGGUUUUACAACAUGGACCAUGGGCACCAGGAGUAGGACUGUAAAAGCCCACCACACUCCGCUCUGAUGUUGCUGGAAGAGAACAUGAAAUAUGCCUCUUCUGAGAAAAAUUAACAGGGUCCUCCUGGUUCUGCUGGUGCUGAUGGUGUGUCUCCUCCUCCACAGUGCACUCAGAGUCUCCACUCAGCCCAAAGCGUCAGAUCAGUGGAGGGGCCUCAGUCAUGGAGCUGGGCUUCCUGGGGCGAAAACGCCACAAGAGGAAAAUGUUAUCCCUGUGGUCAUCUGUGCAUCAGAGGAGCGUUUGGGUGCAACCAUGGCAACCAUCAACAGCGUCUAUAGCAACACAGACGCCAGCGUGUUGUUCUACCUUGUUACUCUGCGUGACGCUGUCAAACUGACCAGGCAGUACAUAGAAAGGACCAAACUGAAAGGUAUCAGGUAUAAGAUACUGGAGUUCAAUCCCAUGAUUUUACGAGGGAAGGUGAAGCCAGAUUCUUCUCGUCCUGAUCUGUUGCACCCACUGAACUUUGUGCGCUUUUAUUUACCUAUGCUUGAAAUCAACCAUAAGAGGGUGAUCUACUUAGAUGAUGAUGUGAUUGUGCAGGGUGAUAUUAAGGAUCUGUUCAAUAUUAAGAUGAAACCAGGUCAUGCUGCAGCUUUUGCCACUGACUGCGAUUUACCGUCCACACAUGAGGUGGUGCGCAGCAUUGGGAUGCAGACAACCUACAUGGGUUUCCUGGAUUACAGAAAACAAGAAGUUAAAGACCUGGGCAUCAACCCAAGUGACUGCUCAUUCAACCCCGGGGUGUUUGUGGCUGAUAUUAGGGAAUGGAAAAAACAGAAGAUCACCAAACAGCUGGAAAAAUGGAUGGAGGAGAAUUUUAGGAUCAACAUAUACAGCAGUGCCAUGGCCGGAGGUGUCGCAACUCCACCCAUGCUCAUAGUGUUUCAUGACAAAUUCACAACACUGGAUCCCAUGUGGCACGUCAGACACCUGGGCUGGAGCCCUGAUGCCCAUUAUUCAGACAAUAUCCUACAGAAGGCACGGCUGCUGCACUGGAACGGCCCCUUCAAACCGUGGAGUUACCCCGCCGUUCAUUUAGAUCUGUGGGAGAAGUGGUUUGUCCCAGACCCGUCUGCAAAGUUCACCUUACUACGACCUGAUGGCGACGGCUGAGGGCUUGUACUCCGUCUGAUCCAGAGCAGUGCACGAGGACGAUGAACUGUGGUCACUGGUGUAAAGAUGUAGACAGACCAGCACAUGGAUGUGCUACAUAAAAAAAUGUGACUUAUUGUUGUGUUUUAGUGACAAAUGUGAACAUAUUAAAACAUUACACUGAGGAAUAAAUUCCAUUUGAAAAGUAAAAGUAACGACAAGACUUCUUUGGAGAUAAGACAGUAUUAUUUAUACAUCUAUAAAUCAUUAAUUUUACCUCAAAGGACUUCACAAUCUGUACUAAACAUUAAAAACUGAAUGUGUUUCAUGUUUUCUAAAAUACAUAUUUAAAAGCCUAUUUUUGUAAGGUUCCUGAUUUUAACUGAAUAUGGUAGAGAGAUUUUUAUGUUGACAAGGGAAACAACCUCAGGCUAUUUCUGAUUUUGGCAACCUCAGUUAUGUUGCCCAUAAUGUUGGAAUAAAAUAUUUGUACCUCUUCUCAUGAAAUAAUUGUGACAAUGCGAUUAUGUGAUUUAUUCUUGAUAGAUAAAGUGUAACUGGGACUCAGUAUGUAA